UAUUUAGUCUAUAAACCGUUGAGAAUGAAAAACCAUUGGCUGACACAAAUAAAUUGCUUUUCUCUACGCUUCACUAAAUUCCUUUCUUAGCUGUGCAUGCCACAUUCUUUUCUCCCUUCAUCACUGCUUCUCUAAUUCCUUCUGAGUUUAGUCAGAUCAUCGUUUGAAGAUCUUGUUGGGCCAGGACAGGAGGUCUCCUGGUUGUCGACCAGCUUGGCACUGGUUCCUUCUUCUGUGUGCUAAUCAAAAUCCUUGAAGACAAUAUAAUGGACCAAUUUAUGGAAUGCUUUCUGGUUGGAGCACGCAUGGGAAACUAGCAUGUCCAUACUGCAUGGAAAACAACAAGGCAUUCACACUAACAAACGGAGGUAAAGCUUCCUUUUUUUACUGUCACCAUCGUUUCUUGCCAUAUAAUCACAGGUACAAAAAGAACAGAAAAGAUUUCUUUGUUGGCAUAGUUGAAAAGGAUGUUGCAUCCCCGUGUCUUUCUGGUGAAGAAUUGUAUGAUGUUGUAUCAGAGUACGGUGACAUUGUGUUUGGUCUUCAAUCAGGUAAGCAAAAGUUUCCUGGUUUUGGUUUGACCCAUAAUUGGGUAAAGCGAAGUAUCUUUUGGGAGCUUCCUUAUUGGAAGACCAAUCUGCUCCGCCAUAACCUUGACGUCAUGCAUGUUGAAAAGAACGUGUUUGAGAACAUUUUCAACACCGUCAUGGAUGUGAAGGGGAAGACAAAGGACAACAUAAAGGCUAGAUUGGAUAUAGCUUUGUUCUGUAACCAUAAAAAUAUGGAGUUGGUUUGUUAUGAGUCACGGGUCGCAAAACCAAAAGCAAGCUUCGUGUUAGAGAAAAACGCACAACUACUAGUCUAUAAAUGGCUUAAGAGUCUGCGUUUUCCGGAUGGACAUGCCUCGAACAUAUCAAGGCUGGUUAAUGUGGAGGAAUGCAGAUUGUAUGGAAUGAAGAGUCAUGACUACCACGUGUUUAUGCAAACACUCAUCCCAUUAGCUUUUUGUGAUUUGUUGCCAAAGGGGAUAUGGGAUGCACUCACGGAGAUCAGACAUUUCUUUAGAGAUAUAUGUUCCAGCAAGUUGAAUGUUGAUCACAUUGAGAGGCUUGAAACGAAUAUCAUCGAGACACUAUGCAAACUUGAGAUGAUAUUCCCUCCAUCAUUUUUUGACUCAAUGGAGCAUCUCCCCACACAUCUACCGUUCGAGGCAAAAGUUGAAGUACCAGUCCAGUAUAGAUGGAUGUACCCAUUCAAACAGUUAGAUAUUACAGUUGCAAUGUAAUUCAUAUAUAAAAGUAUUUUCUUUGUUUUUCUUAAUUGAAAAAUUUUAUUAAUUCAAUGCACGUACUUAUUCAAUCUCAAGAAAAAGGUUAAGAACAAGGCGCAUGUUGAGGCUUUGAUAUGUGAGGCCUAUAUUGUUGAGGAGAUCUCAACAUUUAUCUCGUACUAUUUCAAACCUCAUCUGAGAUUGAGAAUCAAUCGUGUUCCACGGCAUGAUGAUGGCGGUGAAGUGCCUUCCAAUGAGAACUUGUCAAUAUUCUCCAAUCCUAGACGACCCACACCUAAAAAUGUCGUAAGAGGAAGAUAUUUGUCGGAAAUAGAGUUCAAACAAGCACACAAUUAUGUUCUAUUUAAUUGUGAUGAGUUGAGACCUUUUAUUCAGCAACAUCGACAAUAUUUGUUGUCCAAUAACUCACAGCGGACCGAAUCCCAGAUCUUUCAAUUAUAAGAUGAACAAUUUGCCACGUGGUUCAGAACACAUGUAAGUACUAUCACAAACUCAUUCUCACUUGCAAAAUUACUGUAUGCAAGUCAUUAUGAGAUUCUCGUUUACUGUUCAUUGAUGUACAUUACAUACAAGGUUUAUCAAAUGGGAAUGAGUGUUGCUAAGUCAUUGUCUUCACUAAGCCUGGGCCCUGAAAAAAAAAGUUAAGUGCUACAAUGGGUAUUUUAUCAAUGGAUAUGUGUUCCAUACUAAAGAAUACAGGCAUGGAAGAAAGACAUACAAUAGCAGUGUUUGUGUUAAGGGAUCGACUAGUAGUGAGUUAGAAGUUGACUACUAUGGUAGAUUAGAAGAGGUCGUUGAACUGAAAUAUCAUAGCGAGCAGAAUAGAGUGUUUUUAUUCAAAUGCUAUUGGUAUGACACGACUGACAGAGGAAUUAGAGUUGAUCAGCAUUAUGGUCUGGUCGAAAUCAAUUCAAAAGCUAGACUCCGCAAUGUAAACGAUGUCUUUGUUUUCGCAAAGUAAUGUCAAUAAGUUUAUUACAGAUACACCCCUUCCUUUAGAAAGGAUCAAUCAAGAGUGGAUUGGUUGUCCAUUUUAAAAACAAAACCCAGGGGUCGUGUGCGAGAUGAAGUCUUUCAAGUUAAUGAGUUGGUUGAACCAUAUCGAGUUGCUCCUUCAAUUGACUUGGAAGAAAAUUCAAAUUUUCAUGUUUUCGAUGAUAGUCUUGUUGAUGUUGACGCGGAGGAGUUGAAUGUUGUUUUGAGAUCUAAUGAAAAAGCAAAUGUCGAUGAAGAUGAUGAUAUCCAUAUUGAAGAUUGCAAUGAAGGUGAUGACUAUUCAAUUGACGACGAAGAAGAAGAAAAUUUUGACUAACUAUUAGCCCUAUGUGAAACAUUUUUUUUCUUGUAAUAUAUAUUAUGGAUGAUAUAUUUUGUAACACAAAAUAUUUAUUUUAUAAGUUUAUGUAUUGUUUAA
Molecule: messenger RNA, 2705 nt
Organism: Populus trichocarpa (black cottonwood)
Lineage: Eukaryota; Viridiplantae; Streptophyta; Magnoliopsida; Malpighiales; Salicaceae
Exons: 4
Coding region: 284-1285 (333 amino acids)
Source: RefSeq, a predicted model, not a curated record